CCCUCCUCUCUCUUUGUCAUUCUGGCUGCCUGCUGCCUCCGCAGCGUCCCUCUAGCUCUCCCUGUGCUAACUGCCUGCGCCUUAGACCGACGGGGUGCGCAAAGCAGAAGGAUUAGUUGGGACCUGCCUGGGUGACCCUAUGGCAUCCCCCAGAACCGUAACUAUCGUGGCCCUCUCAGUGGCCCUGGGACUCUUCUUUGUUUUCAUGGGGACUAUCAAGUUGACCCCCAGGCUCAGCAAGGAUGCCUACAGUGAGAUGAAACGUGCUUACAAGAGCUAUGUUCGAGCCCUUCCUCUGCUGAAGAAAAUGGGCAUCAAUUCCAUUCUUCUCCGAAAAAGCAUCGGUGCCCUUGAAGUAGCCUGCGGCAUUGUCAUGACCCUUGUGCCUGGGCGUCCCAAAGAUGUGGCUAACUUCUUCCUACUCUUGUUGGUGUUGGCUGUGCUCUUCUUUCACCAGCUGGUCGGUGAUCCUCUCAAACGCUAUGCCCAUGCUCUGGUGUUUGGAAUUCUGCUCACUUGUCGCCUACUGAUUGCCCGCAAGCCUGAGGACCGAUCUUCUGAGAAGAAGCCCUUGCCAGAGAAUGCUGAGGAGCAACCCUCCUUAUAUGAGAAGGCCCCUCAGGGCAAAGUGAAGGUGUCAUAGGAAAGUGGAAGUGCAAAAUGUGGACCUUCCAGGCAGUUGCCUCCAUGACACCCAGGAAGAUGUCAAUGUGUAGUUUUCAUUUGAUUUAUUUAUCUUGGGGAAAAAGGAAAAUAUAAUCUGCAAGUUAAUUGGCUUGUGUACAUCUGUACUCUAAAAUGACCUUCCCACGUUGACAUUUGUGCACCACCUUUAAUCACUCUGGGGCAACACUCACAUCUGGCUGCAUGUACAUGUAUACGGCUACUAUUGAAGUGUAUUUGUGAGAUGGACUCCAGCAAGCAUGUGACUGUGAGAUUAUGUGUGGGAAAAUGUAUUUAACUACCGUGUGUGUACACACACACAUGUGGAGAAGGCUCUGAUCUUGAACUAAUCCUGCACAGGUAUCCUUCCCUUUAUAAGUUGAUUCUAGUAAAGACAGAAUAAAACAAACUUUUUUUAAAGAGAAUCCUACUUUUGGUAUAAAAGAAGUGACCUAUUCCCUUGUGGGGAGAGUAUCCUUCUCUAGAUGAAGCUGAAAACUUAAACUCACCACUUUAGGGAAAAGUUCCUUUAAUUUGAAACACUGAGUUAUGUGUAAAAUUAAUUAGCCUUUACUUCAAUAGUUAAGUUUUAAAUACUUCAUAUUGAGUUUAAUUAAAACAAAGGAUACAUGCAGUCAAUUGAUAGUCUAUUCUUCAAGUGAUAAAAUAGGUUGUUUCACCUUGCCUUUGUACAAGCCCAACUUACUGAGUUCUUUUACUAACAUUUAAAAACGGAAGUAGUAGGAUUUUCUUAAGCCCACAGCUGCCUCACUUCCACUAUUCUUAGUAGCUAACCAGGAUUUGGCAGCUGCUCCACUGUUAUGGUUGAUGGAGCAGGAAUUGGUCCUGUUAGAAAUUGGAAUCUCAAACAUUAGCUAUUCUCUGAAACCGUCUCUGAAAAUUGACAGAGAAGUUGUAUCCUGUUUCCCUGCCAAACAGUUUCACUACUCCUAUUGAUUCUUUACUGAACUUUGCUAGUGUAAGAAAAGUUCAAAUCAGCCCCAGAAUUGUGUCCUCUAUAUUUCUUUAUCAUUCCAGUAGGUGGAAUUUGGCUGGGGGAAGGACAUUUGACAUGGGUUAGUUGGAUUGAGCAGUAUGGAAAUUUGCUUUCUUCAUUACAUACUGCUGUUUCUCCUUGUUAAAUGUGCUUUGAUGGUUUUAAUAUUAUUGUGCCAGGGAUGGGGA
This is a messenger RNA of Sciurus carolinensis (gray squirrel), 1848 nucleotides long. RefSeq names its product transmembrane protein 35A (gene Tmem35a). Gene Ontology annotation, molecular function: acetylcholine receptor regulator activity. Gene Ontology annotation, cellular component: endoplasmic reticulum. Lineage: Eukaryota; Metazoa; Chordata; Mammalia; Rodentia; Sciuridae. The record is from RefSeq and is a predicted model, not a curated record. The coding region runs from base 140 to 643 and encodes 167 amino acids. The transcript has 2 exons. Gene Ontology annotation, biological process: positive regulation of protein localization to cell surface; chaperone-mediated protein complex assembly.